CUCCCCUCUUCUAAACGGACUGUCCCUUAAAACGCCGUUACUCGAGACCCACCCGUUCCGUCACGUGCCUCGAAUAAACGUUCUUUCUGUACAGUCGUAUGGCGCUUGAGCAAUUGAGUCACGGCCCUGCACCCGUUGACGGGGGCACAAACGAUGUCCCUAACGGCGGCGACAAGAGGAAACCGCCAGUCGAUGGCGGAGACGACGGAAACAGAGCGGCGAGGCUGCCUCGAUGGACGAGGCAAGAGAUUCUGGUUCUAAUACAAGGGAAGAGAGUAGCGGAGAACCGGGUCCGGAGGGGCCGGAGCGUGGGCAUGGAGUUGGAGGUGGAGCCCAAGUGGGCGGCGGCGUCGUCGUACUGCAAGAGGCACGGGGUGAACCGGGGAGCGGUUCAGUGCCGGAAGAGGUGGAGCAACUUGGCCGGCGACUAUAAGAAGAUCAAGGAGUGGGAAUCAUCGCAGGUGAGGGAGCUGGAAACGGAGUCGUAUUGGGCGAUGAGGAAUGACUUGAGGAGGGAGAAGAAGUUGCCUGGGUUCUUUGACAGAGAGGUUUACGACGUGCUUGACUGCGACUCGGUUACUGCCACGGCCCCAGUGGAAGAGGCUGCUGGGCGUUUUCCGCCACCGAGUGAGGUUCAGAGGACAACUGUGUCCAAUCCUCUUCCUAUUUCAGAGAAACAAUAUCAUCCACUUUCCAGGGGGUGCCCAUCUCAAGGCACAACACAUGGUAAACGACAAACAAAUGAUCCUGGGAUGGGAGCUGCUUCUCAGCAAACACGUAAGCGCAAACGGUUAGUUGCAGAUGGAGACGAGGAAACAAACACCCUUCAGUCUCAGUUGCUUGAAGUCUUAGAGCAGAACGGCAGAAUGGUGAGCGAGCAACUCGAAUCUCAGAACACCAAUUUUCAGUUGGACAGGGAACAGUGCAGAGACCAUGUCAAUAGCUCAGUUGUUGUACUUAGUAAACUGGCAGAUGCUUUGGGCAGAAUUGCUGAUAAGUUGUAGAAAAGAGCCAUCAGAACACAGUGUACAUACCCACAAAAGUUAUAUCAGAGCUCAAUGGAUGGUAGGGGAGGGUGAAGGAUUUGAAUUUUAUUGCUCAUGUCGAAUAAUAUAUGAAUGAAAUUUGUCAUAUAAAAUUUUUGUUCGCGUCCUUUUUGCCCCCCUUUGUGGUGAUUGCCAAUACAUGACAGAGGUAAUAAAUCAUGGGUGUUUGAGUUA
Rhododendron vialii is the source of this 1220-nucleotide messenger RNA. RefSeq names its product trihelix transcription factor ASR3. Lineage: Eukaryota; Viridiplantae; Streptophyta; Magnoliopsida; Ericales; Ericaceae. The record is from RefSeq and is a predicted model, not a curated record. Bases 99 to 1004 code for a protein of 301 amino acids. The transcript is spliced from 3 exons.